Molecule: messenger RNA, 465 nt
Organism: Cyclopterus lumpus (lumpfish)
Lineage: Eukaryota; Metazoa; Chordata; Actinopteri; Perciformes; Cyclopteridae
Gene: creg1
Product: cellular repressor of E1A-stimulated genes 1
Exons: 4
Coding region: 1-465 (154 amino acids)
Source: RefSeq, a predicted model, not a curated record
AUGGCCACCAUCUCCACCCACCGGCCGGUGGUGGGGCGGCCGUUCUCCAACGCGUUCUCGGUCAGCGACGGACCGGAGGGCUCCGGGACCGGGGUCCCCUACCUGUACCUGACCCGCAUGGAGAUCUCGGUCCAGGACCUGCAGGUGGACCCCCAGGCGUCCCUGUCCAUGUCUCUGGCUCAGACGGACUACUGCAGACAGGAAGGCUUCGACCCGCAGAGUCCUCUGUGUGCUCACAUCAUCCUGACUGGGUCUGUGCUGGAGGUGAAUGGGACGGAGGCGGAGUUUGCUAAGAAGUCUCUGUUCAGUCGACACCCACAGAUGGUGGAGUGGCCUUCAGACCACGACUGGUUCUUCUGCAAGUUCAACAUCACACAGGUGUGGGUGCUGGACUACUUCGGCGGGGUGCGGACCGUCUCUCCGGACCAGUACUUCCAGGCCUCGCUGCUCCGGAAGUACCACUGA